AUGAGGUCGACCAAAGCUUUGGUGGUACUGUGUAUUGUUCUGAUGACGGGACAGGCCUACAUUCAGAACCUGAAUCCCUACGCAAAAAUGAACUAUUUCUGGGCGAAGAGCGUUGGAUUGGAAAAACGGGAGGAAAGGAAUGGUGAGUAAUAUAAAACCUAGUCCUGUGUAGUAGAUGCAGAAAGGAACAGCUCUAGACAUGGUCUACUAGUGUUUCCAGAAAAUGCAUCGACUUUUUCGCCUCAUUCUCCGAUAAUUCCGCCUUUCCCUGAAUUUUGUGAAAACGUAGUAUCACGUCAAAGCAUCACCCAUUAAACCUUUAUUACGUUUUGUAAUCUACAGUAACCGCUCUAAAAAGCUUUAUUUUCGCGUGUUUUUCCCUACAAUCUUAUAAUCAAAUAUUGACGUUAUACUCACCUCACGUGAACUACCGUACUCUUCGACCUAUUACAUAAUCCCCAACAAUAAAGAGACGCCGGACGUGGGGGUUGCCCAAAGGAAAUCAUUUUUCUAACGGUUUUUUGCAAGACGUAUUAGGAAAUUAACCGGAUUUAGAGAAUCCCGUGAAUUCUCAGAAAUCUCGCAGCGUCCCCCGACAUGAAGCCAUAGUUAAUUGAUUACAGUCAAGUGUCAAUAUGACGAAUUGUCGGUGAUAUACGUCAUUGAUUGCAAUUUUAGUUUAGAAAACCUUUUUUUUAAAUGUUUUACACUUUAACGAUUUUGAGUGCUAUUGUAAGCUGCAGUUGCGUGUAAAUGCAUCCGGAAAUUGGGUUCAAAAAAGUCGUAAAAGUUUACGUCAAGUGUAAAUAAUGUUCUUAAAGCCUGAUAUACGUUACAACCGGUCGACAUAAAAGAUUCUGCAUUACAGUUCGCGACAUUGAGGGUAUCGAAAUGACAGAUGCAGCACCCCGACAUAUCACUCGAUUCGUCUAUUUCCCAUCGGCAUUACCAUUUGCAAGGCCCAUGAAAUUCCCGCUGGACAAUUAA
This is a messenger RNA of Bursaphelenchus xylophilus (pine wood nematode), 987 nucleotides long. NCBI's taxonomy places the organism in Eukaryota, Metazoa, Nematoda, Chromadorea, Rhabditida, Aphelenchoididae. The record is from the annotation of a GenBank genome assembly.